UACUGCCCGUCCUGCAGGUAUUAUUUCAUUGGCAAUUGGAAAUAAAGAAAAAUGCAGGCAGCGGCGGUCGUGCAAAUUUCGGCAAGAUGACUGAUAUCACCACCGUGGUCACGCAAACUGCUUUGCCAUAUGUUGUGGUGCCCCGUGAGAAAGCAUGGUACGCUGUCGACCUACAGCUGCUGCAGUUCAUCACUGAGGACUUGCACCAUAGCGGCGGCACGUUCACCUCCGCAAUCCACGUGUGGGCGGGUAAGCAUCCUGAGCAGGCGCAGCAAAACCUCAUUCUGGGCGAGGAUAUGACACAGACGUGCCACACGCGUGUGCGUCUGGAGGACGCGUGGUACUUGCACGACGCCAUCCGUUUGGCAGGUGCCGGCGCUAGGGGCAUCGGGUGGUCGUUCACGCCAGACGGCAUAGAAAGCGGCCUUACGAGCAUCGCGGCAUGUGUGCGUCAGGCGCACUUAACGCGUGUCGCAGAACACGUGCGGACGUGUCCGAAAUGCGUCGGCAAGCUUGUCGUUUUGCUUGAUGGCAAGCACGGCGCCCGUCGAUUCAUUUGCGGCGGUUUGGAGGGGUAUGAACCCAUGCAGGGUCUGGAACUGGAGCUGUACACAGGCUGCCAACGAAAUGCCCCAACGAAGCAGUUCUUCUGUAAAUGGUGCCGGCCGUCGACCAUAGAGCAAGCGCAUAUGAUCCCCCAGGAGAAGAUCUUGGGGAUCGCUGCUCCCGGAUCGGCGUCCAGCGGCGACUCAGCGCUGCGCUACGUGGUGCGAUGUCACGACCCCGACUUGCCCGAGCGGCCCUUCGAGGCGCACUUACCGCGAGCCGAGGUGCGCAAGGAACUGUUGGCGGAAUUCGAGAAGUCGCUGCUUCGGAACAGAGGGGACCACGGCAACAAGAAGACACGCCCCGCGUGGAUCAAGGGGGCCCGGCAACUUUCGCGCUGGCUGACGAAGCAGUCGUCGGCUUGCGGGCCGCCCAGCUCGGUCGGGGCGAGUCGUGGCGCAGACGCCCAGAGAGGAGGCAAGGAGGCUCAGCGCGGACCCGCUGCUAAGGUUCGAGCCCCGACGACUGGCGGGGCAGCGAGCAAGCGGGGCAAGGCUGCGGGCACUUCGCGCCGAGUAAAAAGAGCUGGCGUCGGCAGAGGCCCGGCCGCCACAGCGCCGAGGCAGUCAGCUCGCGCCAAGUCGACGAAGCGGCCGGCGGCGGCCGACGUGAGCAGCGACGCCAGCAAGUUCCGCUCAUUGAGUAGCCGCUGCAGGGGGCGGCUAGCCCUGGACGACAAGCAGGAGGAAUCCAUCCAGGCGUGCGGCGUUGACAAACUCCACGGAAGCAACAGAGUCAGACGUUGCACUGGCGGCGUCGUGACAGCAGUGACAUCGCGCGGCUUGUUGGUGGACUGGAUGGAGCUCUUCCGAGGCGAGUCCAUCGAGCUGGCGUAUGCGUUCGCGCCGCGGCUUCACAAGGAUGCCCGCGAGCUGGGCUUCGUCAUUGCGGCUCUGGGAUACGAUAAUGCUUGCAAGCUCUUGUCGCUUGCCCGGGUGAAGAAAGAAGAUUACUUGCCGUGGGCGCGGUCUUUCGUGGACGAAGUGCGCAUGGUGUUGGACCGGUUCCACCGAGACAACCACGCGCGGUGCUUGAACAAGAUGCCAGAGAUGCAUUGGUGGAUUCUUUUCGAUGCUCACAACCAGUGGCUCGAGCGGGAAGCGGCGUGCAAGCGCAGACGUCUCGAGCGCAAGACGAGUAAAGCAGCUGAGCUGGGAGUUGGCAAGCCGCCCAUGAUGUUUGGCUUGGCCUUCAGUGGGGCCUACGUUGCAGCAGCUCCGAAUGCCCGCCGUUCAGGGCGCGGCGCUGAUGCGUGCCAGCAGGCUCCCGCAUUGACGAAAGGAGAGAUUCGGACUGUGUGCCGGAUCUUGGAGAGCCACAACCCAUUCCCCGAGCAGGCAGUGCGGCGGGCAACCCCGCUCAUGUGGGCUGUGGCUUCGGCCUUGGGACAGGCGGCCUCACUGCAUGCGUCGUGUGUGUACGUCCACCUCGUGAUUCUGGUGGCCACAACGCUCGGGGCAGUCCAGAUCAAGUACGGUGGAAUACUAUCCCGACAUUGCAAUCUGCUCAUGCUCCAACAUGGCCAACCUGGGGAUGGCAAGUCGGUUGCGCUGUGGUUGGACGUACAAGUGCUGGCGUUCUUCGACAUGAUACGGGAGAGGCGCGCCAAGAAAAAGCACGACGAGGCCUGCCAGAAGCGCAAGGACGACCCAGAGAACCACCCAGAGCCAGCGAAAAAAGAACACGUUAAAGACACCAUCUUCAACAAGGGGACCUUCAUCGGCCUCGGGAAUUUCAUGCAGGCGCAGGGGGAGACAGCAUUUCUUGCUCUACACGAGGGGAAGACAUGGUUACCGCAAACCUUCGACAACGGCCCAGGCGGCGGCAUCGACGACCUGAACCAAAUUCACGAUCAUGACAUGUACAAGAACCAUCCUGGGAAUACGCAGAACCGAUUCCCAGUGCGAAACCCGCACUUGUGCGGAGCGGUCAUGAUGCACAUCGAAGAACUGUACGACCAGGCGCAGAAGCCCGACACGACCGCGGGCAUGAUGCGUUUCCUGAUUGGCCACUUCCCAGCUGUUGUUAACAAAAUCCGUCCAGAUGUGCCGCCAUCUCAAAUUACGCGCCUCCUGCAGGACGACCCGGACUACUUCAACGACCUUGACUACGACGACGUCGUAACCGCCAUUGGCAAGAUCAUGCUGGUGGCAUCGGCGCUUUAUGUGCGAGGCGUAGAGCGUGCGGACGAGAAAGACAACAACAGGUACUCCAGGGUGCGGGGGACGCACUUCCUGCCGUGGAAACCAGAAGUGAAGGACCACUUCCGCAAGCAAUUUAACAGGGCAGCGGACUGCGUACGGGAGGAGGCACGCGCGUCUAAAGGCGCAGAGGAGAACAGCGAGUAUGCCGCUGCGCGGAAGGACAUGACGAGAACGCUCCAGUUCAUCCCCCCGGUGGACAUUGGGGAGAAGGUCAUCGACUAUUUGUUGAAGAAGGCUGGGAAGACGUCGGAGAUGGUCAAAGAGAUGACAGGCGAGGAUAUCGUGACGUGCCUCGGGAAAGGCACCGUGCCCCAUGACUUCGUUGACUCUGUGGACGUGACCGCGAUCGCCCCAGAGAUGCACGCCGCUUCGCGGGGGACACGGCCGGAUCGAAUGUCUGAGCGCGCCAAGCUAGCAGCCAUGCCUCCUGCCACGCUGGCAUCCAUCGAAAAGAUUGUCAGCCCAUCGGUGUGCGCGAGGGUGAACCUCAUGUCGACCCUCCGCAACGUCGCCAAGAAUUGGGACAUGAAGGCCUUCGCCCAGAAUCCAUGCACGACAGAGGUACAGAUUCACGCCGUGCACGUGGACCUCAUCAUCUUAACCAUGAUGGGUUUCCUGGCAGACAACGAGAACUUCGUCAGGGCGGCCAACAGGAUGAUGGACUGGGACCCGGACGUCUCCCUCGAGGAGUUGAGGCAGCUCGUGCCGCGAGGUGCUGACGACCGGGAGGAGGGCGACCAAGCGGACCUUUUGGACGGCAAGGAAGUGGACUUCGUGGCGCUGCAGGCGGUGGAAGCGCCCUGCAUCGAGAAUGUACCGAAAGAGCCCAUCCCCGCGUCCCAGGCCGAGGGUGCAGAGGCGCCGCCGCAGAAGAAGCUACGCGUCGAGCCGCCCUUGCAGCAGGAGGACUUCAAGAAGGAUGCCGGCAUCGUGAAGAAGGUGUUGCUGUCGGCAAUGCAGUCGACGCAGGAUCCGUGCAAGCUGUCGAAGAACGCGAAUUCUUUCAAUGGCAACUCCGACGCCAUCGAAGCGGCGAUUCGCCUGGCGUUCCGCUUCAUGGUGUCGGCUGGCCUGGCCGCGUGGAAUCCAGCUGAAGGUCAAGGCGUUUCCAUUCGGAGCCCGCCCCCCGAGAACGCCGAGGACGUUUACAAGGAGCUCCAGGAGAGGCUCAGUUUGUCAGCCAAAGUCCUGCGCAAGCUGCAGGAAUCCAUGGGCGUGAAGACCGAGGCAAACGAGUUCAACUUCGAGGAGUUCAAGCGCGUGAGCGCGCUGCUCGGCGAGAGCCUGCAGACGGCGUGAGCGCGCGCAGGAUAGGUAAGUAGACCAGGGUGCGUCGGUCCAGAAGCAGUGCACACGCAGAUUAGUUAUAUUUUCAAGCUCCGCGCAGCUUCUAGGGAACGCCGCUGGGGCUGGCGGGGGCCCAAAGGCGAAGUGCUCCCCAGACGCGCGGCGAGUGCCGUGGGGAAGCGCGCGUGAGCACGCGGCAGCCCGAAGACGGCCCAAGAUGGCCGCAAAACGGUCCAAGAUGGCCACAAGAC
Prorocentrum cordatum is the source of this 4348-nucleotide messenger RNA. The record is from the annotation of a GenBank genome assembly. Lineage: Eukaryota; Dinophyceae; Prorocentrales; Prorocentraceae.